Messenger RNA from Corvus hawaiiensis (hawaiian crow), 3079 nucleotides. RefSeq names its product PDZ and LIM domain 3 (gene PDLIM3). Lineage: Eukaryota; Metazoa; Chordata; Aves; Passeriformes; Corvidae. Gene Ontology annotation, molecular function: actin binding; muscle alpha-actinin binding. The coding region runs from base 201 to 1292 and encodes 363 amino acids. The record is from RefSeq and is a predicted model, not a curated record. Gene Ontology annotation, biological process: muscle structure development; actin cytoskeleton organization; heart development. The transcript has 8 exons. Gene Ontology annotation, cellular component: stress fiber; adherens junction; filamentous actin.
GGACUGGCUGACGUCACCCAAAGAGUAGGGAUAAAGUGCAGUGCCCACAGCUUUGGAAUGAGUAAAACUUCUUAGGAGGUAUAAAAGGUCGGCUGCCCUGUCCGGCAGGUGCUCUGCUAACAGCACCCCUCCUCCUGCAGCUCAACUCCUCAAACAGACCCAAGGGAAAAAGAACAGUAACCAAGGAAAAUCUGCCCACAAUGCCACAAAACGUUAUUCUCCAAGGACCGUCGCCCUGGGGAUUCAGGCUCUCAGGAGGAAUAGAUUUUAACCAACCCUUAAUCAUAACCAGGAUUACACCUGGAAGCAAGGCUUCAGCUGCCAACCUGUGCCCUGGUGAUGUUAUUGUAGCUAUUGAUGGUCUAGGCACAGAGAACAUGACACAUAAUGAUGCCCAGGAGAGAAUUAAAGCAGCUACACAUCAGCUUUGUUUGAAAAUAGAGAGGGCAGGAACUAAAUUAUGGUCCCCACAAGUUCCAGAAGAUGGCAGAGCACAUCCCUUCAAGAUAAAUUUGGAAGCUGAACCUCAGGAUAUCAACUACUUUGAACACAAGCAUAAUAUUCGGCCCAAACCUUUCAUAAUCUCAGGCCGAAGCAGUGGAUGCAGCACUCCUUCGGGGCUGGAUUGCGGCAGUGGGCGCAGUACCCCCUCUUCAAUUAGCACGGUCAGCUCCAUCUGCCCCACCGAGCUGAAGGCAGUAUCUAAGAUGGCCCCUAAUGUCCCCCUGGAAAUGGAGCUUCCCGGUGUCAAGAUUGUACACGCUCAGUUUAACACACCUAUGCAGUUGUACUCAGAUGACAAUAUCAUGGAAACACUGCAAGGCCAAGUUUCUACAGCUCUGGGGGAAACACCUGUCAUAAGUGACCCAUCUCCCAGCUCAGUGCCUCAGUCCGACGUGUACAAGAUGCUGCACACCAACCAGGAGGAGCCCAGUCAACCGCGCCAAUCUGGCUCCUUUAAGGUGCUCCAGAAUUUAGUCUCCGAGGAAGAUGGGCGCCCUGUGGGAACAAGAAGUGUGAAAGCACCUGUAACAAAAAUGCCUAGUGCCAUGCCUGGUGCCCAGAAAGUGCCACUGUGUGACAAAUGUGGGAGUGGGAUUCUAGGGACAGUGGUGAAGGCACGUGAUAAAUACCGGCAUCCAGAGUGCUUUGUGUGCUCUGACUGCGAUCUCAACCUGAAACAAAAAGGCUACUUCUUUGUGGAGGGCCAACUGUACUGUGAAGCGCACGCACGCGCCCGCAUGAGGCCACCAGAGGGGUACGAAACAGUUACGGUUUACCCAAAAUGCUAGUCUUAGCUUAACACACAAAUAUAUGCAUGCACACAAAAAGCCUUUACCAGCUUAGAACUGCAGUACAAGUGUCAGGACUUCUGCCUAAAUCCAAAGUAGCAGCUUUUAAACCUUUCCCUGUGGGAUUCUGAGAGAGGCAGAAGUCCUUAUUAGCCAGCAAUAGCGUAUUAUACCAGCAAAAUUCUGCUAAAAUAUUGUUUUUGAAACUGUCAAUAUAACUCAAGGAAGUAUAAACUAAACCAGAUCUCCUGGAAUACAAAAAUGAGACAGCUGAGGUAUUACGUGAAUGCUACAGCUUAUACAGAAGUGCUGUAAUCUAGACAUAAUUUUUACCAUAAAUUAAGUAUUUGUGCAAAUAUCAACACCAUCAAAGUCUUACAGGCUGGGCCGCUACAAAUGAGAAACUUGACGGAUCGUUAGAAAAGCAGCUAUUUUACACAGAUAGUACCAAACAAGCAGUUGUUCAUGUCUGCUAUUAUUCAACUAGCGUUAAUGUACACUCCAAACAUGUUUUGCUUACUUUACUCUGAAUUUGGGGUUAUAUUGCCUUAAUUUUCUGACACAGCAACUGUGAUAAAGAAUAAAUUUCAAGCCACACAAUAAAACGGUUAGUAUAAUAAAGACUGGUUAGUAUGAAGCAAAGCAAAAGUUCUAUGUUGUCUUAAUGAUUUUGCAAUGAUAUCAACUUCCUUAUCACUUUGCAGGAAAUUAUUCUGAGGCAUGCACACACAUAAAUUGGUUUUUUAUAAAAAAGAACCUCACAGUCUAAUAGGAAUUCAUUGUGAAUUGAGAAUGAAAGCAAAUUUUAAAACCUUUCUGCAGAAAAGUAUACUGGAUUUUUGUAUCUCCAUCUUUCAAUUUCCAUAAUAGAAACAAUGGGGAAAUAUAAUCACGAUACCUUCAUUGCUCGUAAAUUAAAGCUUGGACAAUUUUAAAAAUAAACUUGAAUUAAAAUAUGCAAAGGCAAGGUCUUUUAUAAAAAAAAAAAAAAGCUGGUGAAGUCCUAAAGAAUAAAAAACCAAAAAGCUGAAAGAAUACAGGUUUGUAAUCAAUUUCUGAAACUUGUCAAAGACUACAUUGCAUUCUGGUAGGUGCCAGCUACAUAAACACACCCAAAGGGCAAACUAAACUUAGCAUUUUUAAAAAAUAUCAAAACAAGUCAUAAUUUCUUUAUUGGGGUAUUUUGAACUCACUUUAAAGUAGAAAAAUCAACAAAAUUUAAAUCAAGUCCAAAAGACUAGCAAAAAAAUAACCCAGUGACAAACAAUCUUAUAUACUUUUCCCAUUCUAUAAUGUAAGAAGCCUAUAAUGCAAGUAGAAUAUGGAAUCAAAAGAAGUUAUACGUACUUUAAAUAUUUUAAAAAUUCAUGAGUCCCAAAGACUGAAAUACAAUGUCCACAUAUUCAAAGACUUUUCAAAAUGUUUUAAAGUAUUAUUUCAGAAUUCAAAAGUUUUAAAAAUGCAUGUGUCACUACAUUUAUUACUUACUUUUCUACAUCAAAAGCAGGGAUAAAAAAAGUGUUGCACCCUUUUCAAGGUUAGUUCCUAAGUUAUUUUUGGGCACAAAAACAUAAUUCUGCUCCUCAGGUAUCAUGGAGACUAUGUGUAGUAUUAAUAUUUUUCCAUUGGUAAAGCCCAUAAAUCUGAAAAUCCUUUUGAAAAUUAGAGUGCACAUAAUGAUUAUUUUUACAAGCUUAAAAUGUCAUUGGUCUUUUAAAAUGUGUGUUUACUGUUCAUGUCUUUGUGGAGUAACCAAAGGUAAAAAUAAAUCGACUACAUAUGAUAAA